Molecule: messenger RNA, 717 nt
Organism: Hibiscus syriacus
Lineage: Eukaryota; Viridiplantae; Streptophyta; Magnoliopsida; Malvales; Malvaceae
Product: myb-related protein 308-like
Exons: 3
Coding region: 70-702 (210 amino acids)
Source: RefSeq, a predicted model, not a curated record
UUUUUCCUUUUCUCUUUUUAUCUUAAUAUUGUAUCAGUUUUUAGGGUUUAGUUUUUAAUUAAGGAGACAAUGAGGAAGCCUUGCUGUGAUAAGCAAGACACGAAUAAAGGGGCUUGGUCAAAGCAAGAAGAUGAGAAACUCUCUAAUUACAUCCGAAUUCACGGUGUAGGCUGCUGGCGUACUCUCCCUCAAGCUGCAGGGCUACUUCGAUGUGGGAAAAGUUGCAGGCUUAGAUGGAUAAAUUAUCUAAGGCCAGACCUUAAAAGAGGCAACUUUGCUGAAGAUGAAGAGGAUCUCAUUAUUAAGCUUCACGCACUCUUAGGCAACCGGUGGUCGUUGAUAGCCGGAAGGUUGCCGGGAAGAACCGACAACGAGGUGAAGAAUUAUUGGAACUCUCAUUUAAGAAGGAAGCUCGUAAACAUGGGUGUCGAUCCGAAUAACCAUCGGUUAAUGACUCGCAAUCUGCUUCCUCGCCCUCAAAUCCCACAUGGUGCAACUGGAAUAUUAUCCGGUGAUGCUAAUAUUCAUCCGCCGGCUAAAUUCCAACUUGAAAAUGAUCAAGUUUCCGAUGCCGGAAGCUGCUUGGACAACGCUAAUCGGCUCCCUGAUUUGAACCUGGAUCUCACCAUCAGUGUUUCAGCUGCGAACGUUGAUAAACUUGACCAUGAUGAGGGAAAAACCGGAAACAGUAUAACAAACUAGAGGACCUAUACUAUA